AUGCCAGAAACCAUAGAAGCUACCGGCAAUGACAAAAGACAAGUCGUAAAAGUUGACAAUUCCAUUACCAGGAAAGUCAAAGAUAUAGCAGCCGGGUUUAUCGGUGGUGCAACCCAAGUCUUAAUCGGACAACCUGCCGAUCUCGUUAAGAUCAGAUUACAAACCACAUCAGGAACAUCCUCCUUAUCGAUCAUAAAGAGUGUCAUUAAAAACGAAGGGAUAUUUGCAUUUUAUAAAGGAACAUUACCUCCAUUAUUCGGGGUUGGGGUUUGUGUUUCGUUACAAUUCUAUGGAUUUCAUGAGACCAAGAGACAAAUCUUACAAUAUACCGGACAACCUAGUAUGAAUUUAUGGCCUCAGACAUAUAUUGCGGGUGCGAUGGCGGGGAUAGUGAAUUCUCCAGUUACUUCCCCGAUUGAACAAUUACGUAUUUUGAGUCAGGCUUCUGAGAAGAAACUUUCCUUGACGGAAACAGUUAAGAAGAUGUAUUCAGAGCAUGGGGUUCUGAAAGGGUUAUAUAGAGGGUUUGGGAUUACCUUAAUACGUGAAAUCCAGGCAUAUGGGGUUUGGUUUGCGACUUACGAAUUCUUGAUUCAACAAAUUAUCGAUUUACAGCAUUAUAAAUCUAGAGAUAAGGUGAGUACACCUGAAUUAUUGGCAAGUGGGGCUAUUGCAGGAAAUGCUCUCUGGCUUGCCUCAUAUCCUUUGGAUGUUAUAAAAUCGAAUGUUCAAAGUGAUGGAUUUGGAAAAGAGAGUAAAUUUAAUGGUAGUGCUUUUAGAGCAACUAGUUUUAUUUAUAAGACGCACGGUCUUAUGGGAUUCUGGAGAGGUAUUGUUCCUUGCUUGUUGAGAGCUGUUCCUUGUAGUGCGGGUACGUUUGCCAGUGUUGAAUUGGCAUUAAGAUUAAUGGGAUAG
Molecule: messenger RNA, 915 nt
Organism: Hemisphaericaspora subhashii
Lineage: Eukaryota; Fungi; Ascomycota; Pichiomycetes; Serinales; Debaryomycetaceae
Gene: YMC2
Product: Ymc2p
Exons: 1
Coding region: 1-915 (304 amino acids)
Biological process (GO): mitochondrial L-ornithine transmembrane transport
Molecular function (GO): L-ornithine transmembrane transporter activity
Source: RefSeq, a predicted model, not a curated record